Molecule: messenger RNA, 731 nt
Organism: Rhinopithecus roxellana (golden snub-nosed monkey)
Lineage: Eukaryota; Metazoa; Chordata; Mammalia; Primates; Cercopithecidae
Gene: TMEM215
Product: transmembrane protein 215
Source: RefSeq, a predicted model, not a curated record
AUGCGGCCUGAUGACAUCAACCCGAGGACUGGGCUGGUGGUGGCCCUGGUCAGUGUCUUCCUGGUCUUCGGUUUCAUGUUCACCGUCUCUGGGAUGAAAGGGGAGACUUUGGGAAACAUACCCCUCCUGGCCAUCGGGCCAGCCAUCUGCCUACCAGGCAUUGCGGCCAUUGCCCUGGCCAGGAAAACCGAGGGAUGCACCAAGUGGCCGGAGAACGAGCUGCUAUGGGUCCGCAAAUUGCCCUGCUUCCGGAAACCCAAAGACAAGGAGGUGGUGGAGCUGCUGAGGACCCCUUCAGACCUGGAGUCCGGCAAGGGGAGCUCAGAUGAGCUGGCUAAGAAGGCAGGCCUCAGGGGGAAGCCUCCCCCACAAGGCCAGGGUGAGGUGUCCAUGGCCAGCUCCAUCACCACCCCCACACCCACGGAGGAAGGAGAAUGCCAGAGCCUGGUCCAGAGUGGGCAUCAGGAGGAGACGUCCAGAUACCUGGACGGCUACUGCCCCUCAGCCAGUUCCCUCACCUACAGUGCCUUGGACAUCAAGUGCUCAGCAAGGGACAGACCUGAGUGCCCUGAGCCCGAGGACAGCAUCUUCUUUGUGCCCCAGGACAGUAUCAUCGUUUGCUCCUACAAGCAGAACAGCCCCUAUGACAGAUACUGUUGUUAUAUCAAUCAGAUACAAGGCAGGUGGGACCACGAGACCAUCGUCUAAUCUCUGCAUACAAAGGUCGCUGG